Molecule: messenger RNA, 4219 nt
Organism: Schistosoma rodhaini
Lineage: Eukaryota; Metazoa; Platyhelminthes; Trematoda; Strigeidida; Schistosomatidae
Source: the annotation of a GenBank genome assembly
AAAUGGACAGCUAUUUGAAGUUGCGUCAAGUGCAGCAUCUGAUGUGAUUAGGAAGAAUUCUUGAAGCAUACACAUAUAUACAUAUAUUUAUGUAAUGUCGACUGUCUACGUAGAUCGUGGGAUGGCUUGGUGUACGGUGGUUGGAGGCUUCGUUGCCAACGUUGUGUUAGGUGGUUUAGGCAAAUCGUAUAGUUUGGUUAUGGAAGCGUUUCAAGAAGUAUUUGAAUGUGGUUCUGCCUACUUGUUUUUAGCUGGUGGUUUAAUCUAUACACUUAUGUAUUGUCUGUCUCUCGUUAACCACUUAAUUUCAAAACGAUAUGGUAGUCGACCUGUUGUGAUGGUUGGUGCUUUUGGCUCAUUUAUUAGUUUAUUAAUUGCAUCAUGUUCACCUAAUCUUGCUCUUUGGGUUGUUGCUGUUGGUUUUGGAAUAGGAGCAUCAUUAUCAUGCAUUUAUUUCACAGUGUUCGCUGUUGUUGGAUGUUGUUUCAAACGAUAUUUAGGUUUAGCUAAUGGAAUUAGUGUUGCCGGUGUUAGUGUUGGUCAAAUGGUAUUUCCUUCAUUGAUUACUACUUUAAAUACUACUUAUGGUGCUAGAGGUGGAGGAGUAAUCAUGGCUGCAAUUUGUUUGCAUUUGCUAAUCACAGCUGCAUUAAUGCCUCGUCAUAUCAUUGAUCCAGAUGCACCUGUUGUACCAGCAGAAAAAGUUGAAACAGGUAAAUCAAAACGAAGAUCUUGCAAGUCACAAUCAAAAUCUAAAGAGGAUAGAAAAUUAAUGGCUUCAGAAGAUCAAUUGGAUGCUGAUAAACAGUAUACAGCCAUUGAUUCAGAUAAGAAGUUACAAAGUCCCGUAGAUGAAUUCUUCUCAAAAUUAGACAAUCAAAGAGAUGUAGUACAUUCAGCGAAUGCCAUUACUUCAUCAAUUAUAAAUUCUUCGUCUACACUAUCAUUGUCCCGUAUAUCUGUCCUAUCAUUAUCAACUCGUCAUGCAACAUACCUUACUCGUAGUUUACUUAUUGUUUAUAUAAUUGGUAAAACAUUUGGUGAUGUUGGUGAUGUGAGUGUUUCAUUUAUCGCACCAGUAUUUGGAACUGAAUUAGCUUUAAGUUCUACCAUAAUCAACAGAGCUAUAGCUGUUGCUGGUAUCGGUGAUUUAAUCACACGUGUGGGAGUUGGUUGGCUAACAGAUAGACCAGCAUGUGUCGGUCGUCGUGGCUUAUUAUUAGCUAUUGUAUGGAUCGUAGAAGGUUUAAAUGCUUUUUUAUUUGCUGAACUUAGCCGAUUAUAUGGAAAUUAUACUACUAUAACUAAUGUUAAUGGUGAUGUUGUUGACAGUAAUGAUAAAACAGUACUGAUAGCAUUUUACUUUAUAUGCUCUGCUAUUCAUGGUAUAUGUAGUGGAACUGCAAUGACUCAAAUGGUUGUAGUUUUAUGCGAUUGGGUUGGUUCAUCACAAUUAGCACAAUCUUUAGCAAUAACUAUGGUUAUUUUAGGAUUUGCUAUAACACCGGGACAAUUUUUGAUGGGUUUUGUUGCUGAUUAUACAGGUACAUUCGUUUGGUCAUUAAGAAUAUGUGGUGUUAUUCUAUUAUGCGCUGGUUUCACUCUUUUCUUAGAAUUCCCUGUUCGUCGAUUAUAUCAAUCUUCAACUAAUCAUCAUGAUAGUAAGAAUAAUAAUAAUAACAACAACAAAGGUAAACCAAUUGAUCAAUGUAUUCCAGUGAAAGAUAUUGAAGCACAAGAUAUCAUGAGUGAUGGUAUUGUAAAUGGUUUAACUAAUGGUAAAUGUCAUUCAUCAAUUCCUAUAGAUAAUAAUUUAAUUCCACUUAUCGAUACAAAUGCACAAAUGACUGAUUAACAGUAUACAACUAGAGUAUAGGUGUUUUUAUUUAGAAUAUUAAUCUUAAUACAACACUAAUCAUACUCAUUUAUUUGUUGUCAUGCCUUCAUAAUAUUAUGUAAUUGAUAAACUACUAUUCUUUUUCUUCGUCAUUUUUACAUCUCCAAAUUAUGGAUCUAAUUUAUUUCUUCUUGAUCAGUUUACAAGUUCAACUCCCUCUUCUUUUUUUUGAGGGGGGGCUGGGAAGGAAUGAUUCUACCAAACAAUACAAUUAUCGAUUCUGUUCUCAUCACAUACACACACACGCGUACGCACGCACAUGACUUAUUUGUGCCUAUCAACUAUUGGUUGUUUAUGUUUUAAUAAUCACUAACCAGUUCGAGUUAUAUAGUCAAUUCUUUUUUCCACUUUUUUUUGUAAUUAAAAGAAACAUUUCCCAUUUCAUAAUUUUUUUUUGUAGAAUUAUUGUCUAAAUCUGUUUAUUAUUCUGAUUUCAUUUAGAUAAAAAGGUUAAUGUAAGCAUAUCCAUACUACCCCUAUGUAUACCUAAAAGAAUCUCUUCUGUUAUGUUACUUAUAGUAAUCUUAAAGAACUAAUUAAUGCUAGGCAUAUUAUAAUAUUCUUAUUUUUUAACAUCACUAAUCAUACAUAACGACUUCUAUUAGUGAGUAUGUUUCUAUGUACAAAUGGAAUAUGUUUUCAACUGUAUCCUGUCUCUCUCUCUCGCGCGCACACACACACACACCUACAAGUGGACGUCAAUACAUAAUCAGUUUUGUUGAUUUAGGUAGACAUUAUCAAUAAUUAGUAAAAUAAAUGUCAUUGUCACAUUGUAUCAUUACUAUUGUUGAUGGUGUUGUUCCCUUUUUUAUUCCCGGUACAUUCAUUUAACGAUUGUAAAUUCGUAUUCAUUAUUCUGUUUUAUUAUUAGUGACAGUAUGUUUUGUAAUACUAUUGAUAAUAAUAAUAAUAAUGUUACUGUAUGUAUCAUGUUAAGUAAAAGUAUGAUUUCACUAGUUUGAUUCGAGUCCCAAACUAGGACAAAACAGUCGUCCAGGUUUUUUAUAGUAGUCUAGCUUUAAUCAACUCAUGAAUUUCAAUUAUUAAAUUGCUACAAUCUCCGCAAAACCCCCUUUCUGAUAUAUUUAUGUAAAUAACUUGUUGUAAUUACCUUGUGAUUGGUGCGUGCUAACGAGUUGGAUGUGACAGUUGACUUUCAACUCCGAGCCACUAGCAACGAAAAGUCUGAUAUGAGUGAAAUGAUCUGAAACUGAUGACACUCAAACUAGUGAUAUUACAUUGAAAAGAGUGUCUGUCGAUGAGCCGUGUUUUUCGAGCAAUGUUUCAGGUGAUGUGUUACCCCACCGAUAUAAAUAUAAAUGUCCUUUACUCCCUGGGUGCAAGAAACUCCAACGAACUACCCUCAAAUUUUGGGGGAGAUGGUAGCCAGCUUCUGUUUUGCGAACUGAGGGAAAGUAUCCCAGCUUCUUGGAAAGAAUCAAUCGUCCCUGUCUUUAAAAUGGACAAUGUAGUCUACGCAACAACUGUAGAGACAUAAAUCGACUUUUGAUCACGUCCACACUAUUGACUUUCCUCACACUUUACACAUAGUAGAGAACCCAUAAAAGACUGACUUGGAAGAAACAGACUGGUUUUCGUUCAGGUCAUGAAUGCUUUGAUCAAAACUUCACCCUCAACCAAAUGUUAGAAUACCUAUACGCUGAUUACAGACGAUCAGUCGUGUUCCUUGAUAGUAGGACUAUCUUCAAUUCCUUGAACAGUAUUUGGACCGUAUAUUGCUAAAGGGUUUACUUGAGAAAUUUAGAACUGCGCGAAAUCACCGUAGGGAGGAUACAACCAUCUCUUCUCAUUGUUUUAAUCCAAAAACGAGGUUAGGUAGGGUCUCCUAAUCGCACCAUUUCUUUUCAAUGUUUCCACCGAUCACAUUUUGGAAAUAGUCUUGAAGGAAGUAAAUUAUACAUGUGGUGAGAAUCUGUUAACUGGUUAAAACUUUACGAUUUUGAGUAUGACAGCGAUAUUGUUUUACUGCACGAUGAUGCGCAAGCUAUACAAGUAACACUUAAUCAGUGUCCAUAAGUGUGUAACAUCAAAACUGCCAUGAAGAUAGAGAUUUGAAUUUAAUUUUUUGAAGCCGGUCAAUUUAUCUCCUGGAUUAAUUCAAAGCUGAACUAAUUUUGUAUUAUUAAAAUAUAGUAGCAAACGGCAGCACUUCUGUCUGAUAUCUGGUCGUAAUGCUGGUUACAGUUAUGUAUUUUAUUUAUUUAAUCACAUAUAUAUUGGUACAAAGGACACCGCAUACAUAUGCGCCACACAAACUAAUGAGAAUGGGAGGAGAAGGAAGAAGAUGCGUAUAUAUAAAGG